AUGAUGACGAUAUAUACAAACAUAACAAAAAUCAAAGACUUCAUGAUACUUGGAUUCCCAGGACUUGAGCCAUCAUAUUAUGGACCAGUGUCAGGCCUUCUUUUCUUCACGUACUUGGUAAUUGUGGCUGGAAACACUUUUAUUUUACUUACUGUUGGUUGUGAGAGGACACUUCAUAAGCCAACAUAUCUGAUCUUCUGUCAUCUGGCAAUGAAUGAUUUACUAUUUGGGACUGUGACGCUACCAAAAAUAAUAUCCAGAUAUUGGUGGGAUGACAAGAUUGCAUCGUUUGGUGCCUGCUUCACUCAGAUGUACUUUGUUCAUUCAUUAGGAGCUAUUCACUCCCUCAUUCUGCUGAUUAUGACCCUUGAUCGUUUCAUUGCCAUUUGUAUUCCUUUUCGAUAUCCUGCUCUGAUUACGAACCGUUCCAUUUCCAUUGCUUGUUAUUUGUCUUGGGCUGCGACAUUUAUUAGGAUGACUGGAGUUGUGUCUCAUGCCCUUAGCUUGCCUUAUUGUGACUCUAAUGUCAUUGUGCAGUGCUACUGUGACCAUAUUUCAAUUACAAACCUUGCAUGCGGGGAAAAUGUGAAAUAUGUUCAGGCUGUUGCUGUGGGUCUUGCCAUGUUUAGUCUCUUACUUCCGGUUACAUUUAUCAUCUUCUCCUAUUUUGCCAUCUUUGUGGUGGUUCUGAGAAUGUCAAACGUGGAUGGACGCUUCAGAACCUUGUCAACUUGCACACCACAGAUGUUCGUUACAUGCCUGUAUUACCUACCUAGAUGUUUUGUUUAUCUGGCUCAUGCUGUGGGAUAUUCUUUCAGUUUAGAUGUUCGCAUUUUACUGAUACUGUUGUACAGCCUUUUCCCGGCUGCUGUUAAUCCAGUCAUAUAUUGUUUCAAAACUAAGGAAAUAAAGGAGACUUUGAUGAAGAGGCUAGAAAAACUAAGAUUGAAGUAA
Messenger RNA from Myripristis murdjan (pinecone soldierfish), 954 nucleotides. Its product is annotated as olfactory receptor 52E8-like. NCBI's taxonomy places the organism in Eukaryota, Metazoa, Chordata, Actinopteri, Holocentriformes, Holocentridae. Gene Ontology annotation, biological process: G protein-coupled receptor signaling pathway. Gene Ontology annotation, cellular component: plasma membrane. The coding region runs from base 1 to 954 and encodes 317 amino acids. The transcript has a single exon. The record is from RefSeq and is a predicted model, not a curated record. Gene Ontology annotation, molecular function: G protein-coupled receptor activity; olfactory receptor activity.